This is a messenger RNA of Notodromas monacha, 1206 nucleotides long. The record is from the annotation of a GenBank genome assembly. NCBI's taxonomy places the organism in Eukaryota, Metazoa, Arthropoda, Ostracoda, Podocopida, Cyprididae.
AUGGGAAAUGGAGUGCUGGAUCAGCUCCGGCGUUUCGACGCCUACCCGAAAACGCUCGAAGACUUCCGCAUCAAGACCUUUUCCGGGGCAAGCGUGACCAUCUUGGGCGGGUUAGUCAUGGUGUUGCUGUUCAUUUCCGAACUGCGCGACUACCUGCGAGUGGAGAUGGAGGAGCAGCUGUUUGUGGACACGACGCGGGGAGAGAAGCUCAUCAUCAACUUUGACGUGGUGUUUCCGCGUAUGGCGUGUGGCUUUGUGAGCAUCGACGCCAUGGACGCGAGCGGCGUUCAGUUGACGAAUAUUCAGCACAACGUGUUCAAGCGACGACUGAACCCGAAGGGAGAGCCGUUGUCUGAUCCAGUCAAGCACGAAGUGCUGGGUACUUUGGCAUCCGAAGUGAUGAAGAACAAAUCGUUGAGUGGCGAGGAGCCGGCGGCGGUGGAGAGUGCAGUGCUGGAUCCGAACGCCCCACCGGGCUGUGGCAGUUGCUACGGCGCCGAGUCUCCGCGCAAAAGGUGCUGUGAUACAUGCCAGGACGUGAAAGACGCGUACCAGAUGAAAGGAUGGCGCCUCAUGAGUCUGGACGACGUGGUCCAGUGUCAGGAGGAGGCGAAGAAGCGACGCGAGAUGCUGGCCAACCAGGAGGGUUGCCAGAUUUAUGGCUAUCUCUCUCUCAACAGGGUUGGUGGCAAUUUCCAUUUUGCUCCUGGACACAGUUUUACGAUCGAACACAUACACGUUCAUGACUUGGGCGACGCGUCGUUCGAGAAUGUCAACAUGAGCCACACGAUUCGACACUUGAGCUUUGGACAGAAGGUGUUGGACCGGACGAAUCCCUUGGACGGCUUCGACUUUGCUUCUGAAAGCGGACUUGUGAUGGUGCAGUACCUCAUCAAAAUCAUCCCGACGACGUAUCAAAAGAGCGACGGGAGUGUUUUCGAGACCAAUCAGUUUUCUGUGCGGAAGCAGUUCAAGAAUGUGGGACACAGGUUGACGGAGGGGUCGAUGCCCGGUGUCUUUUGCCAGUACGACUUUGCCCCCUUGAUGGUGAAAUACUCGGAGAAGCGCAAAUACUUGGGACAUUUCUUGGCGAGCUUGUGCGCUAUAAUUGGCGGAGUGUUCACCGUGGCGGGACUCUUGGACUCGUUCCUUUUCCAUUCGCACCAGUUGAUCAAGCGCAAGUUCCAGCUGGGCAAGCUUCAUUGA